Molecule: messenger RNA, 6247 nt
Organism: Diabrotica virgifera virgifera (western corn rootworm)
Lineage: Eukaryota; Metazoa; Arthropoda; Insecta; Coleoptera; Chrysomelidae
Product: cadherin-23
Exons: 25
Coding region: 330-5996 (1888 amino acids)
Biological process (GO): homophilic cell-cell adhesion
Cellular component (GO): plasma membrane; cell-cell junction
Molecular function (GO): calcium ion binding
Source: RefSeq, a predicted model, not a curated record
AGUCAGUCCAUACACAGGUAUUGUACACACCUAAAGCACGAUCGUGUUUUCAGUGCACACUGUUUUGUUGUUUGCGGCUCUCGCAAUUUUUCGAUCGCGGUUUGCGAUUUUCUCGUGUUCCGAUUUGAUUCGCGACAAGCUAUUUUGCGGUUGUUUGACAGAAAAAGAACAUGCAGUGAAACAAGAUAUCGAACAUUUGAAUUUUUGGUGUAUAAAAAACGAUUUAUUGGAUGAGAUUAAGAUAGUCCACAAUGAACAACCUCUCCACAUCAUACAACAGAACAUCGCCAUUAUGGAAUUAAAAUAACAAACCACCAAACGAGCCAAACAUGGAGAUCCAUCGACUAGUAUUCAAAAAUUUUCUAAGAACUUUUACGGGUCAUUUCGUAAAGAUCAAAUUCAAAAUCGACAAUUCAUCGUCCAAGUGUUCGACUCAGUGCAAUAUUUUAGUGUUAGUUCUCCUAGUUAUUAGUUUAAGCGUAGCAGAAGGCAACAAACCGCCCAAGUUCGUCACUGAUGGCCAAACCGAAAUCAUAUUAAGACUGAAAGAGGGAUCAGAGACACCUGUCGGAACUUUAAUUUAUCAGCUAAGAGGUUAUGACGAAGACGGCGACUACCUCAAAUUCGGAGUGAGCCGAUUUCCUGGAAGCGACAUUAUUCGAAUAGACAAUACGUCACCAUCUGAAGCCAAUAUCUAUCUCAACAAGGAACUAGAUCGGGAAACUCAAGACGAAUAUUCUCUUGUUCUCACCCUCACUGAUGGCCAUCUCGGCUACGGUCAUUAUGUAACCCAAGGCCUGCUUCUUCUGGUUGAGGAUGUCAACGAUAAUGUUCCGGUGUUUAAAAGUUACCAACCAACCAUCACUGUAGCAGAAGAUUUUAAACCGGGCACCAUCACAACGCUAGAAGCCACAGACGCUGAUGAGGGAGCAUAUGGACAAGUGGUUUAUUAUUUGCAGAAUAUAGAUGGAGAAAAGGACUUGUUUGCUGUAAAUACAGUUGGAGAACGGGCGGUGCUACGAUUAGUAGGUUCUUUAGAUUACGAAAAACAAACUGUUCACCAACUGAAAAUUUUAGCAGUGGAUAGGGCUAAAGAAGGAAGGGUCAACACAGCCACAGCUGCAUUGCUAAUCAAAGUCGAAGACGUAGAAGACCAACCACCAGAAUUUGUUCGGAUCACACCUUUUACCAAAAUCGAAGAAAAUAGUCCGAUCGGGACAUCAGUCUUAAGGGUUGUCGCUGUAGAUGGCGAUCGAGGAGUCAACAACCCCAUCGAGUAUUCCCUUCUAUCGAAUAGUUUGAAUAGUGUUAAUGAUGUAUUUUCAGUGGAGAGAGAUACAGGAGUUGUAUUUACAACUAGUGUCAUCGACAGGGAGGCCUUACCUGGUGGAGCAGGAACUUACAUUCUCCAAAUAACGGCAAAAGAAAUAGGCAGCAAAGUAGAUCCUACUCCAACUGCUACUACAGAAGUAACCGUAAUGGUUACUGAUGUCAACGAUGAAACCCCAACGUUCAAAAGCAAUUACUACGAAUGCGAAAUUGCGGAAAAUGCUCAAAUCAACACACCAGUUACCUUUUUGGGAAACGCUCUACCAGAAGUCUACGAUUAUGACCAGGGCAUAAAUGGAAGUUUUUUCCUGUACGUAAAAGGAGGUGGAGAUGCAUUUGACAUCACUCCCAGCAAGGCGGUGAACGAAGCUUCUUUUAUGAUAAGAGUCAAGAAUAGUACAACACUUGACUUCGAACGAAUGAAAAGAAUCAACCUCACACUUGUAGCUAAAGAAAUCGUUAAAAGCAAGCCGAAAUUUAGCGAAGCAUCCGUAAUGGUGAAUCUCUUGGAUAGGAACGAUAAUUUUCCAGAGUUUUCCAAAUCGUUGUAUGAAGUUUCAGUGCCAGAGAACUGCGAUAUAGGAACGACGGUAGCUUGGGUACAAGCCCUUGACGAUGAUUCGGGGAAGUUUGGGACUAGAGGGAUUCGAUAUACUAACUUAGCAGGAAGUAUUGAUUAUAUGUUAAACUUACACCCAACGUCUGGAGUUAUAACUGUAAAGAUCGCCGGAGGACCCAACUGGGACAGAGAACAAAUCUCCAGGCAUUUUCUGACAGUCGAAGCAAGAGAUGAUUUGGGCUAUGGCAACCGGAAUUCAGUCCAACUAGUUAUCAACAUCGAAGAUAUCAACGAUAACGCUCCCAUGUUCCUCCAGAGCAAAUACGAAGCCAGAUUGUUUGAGAACAAGUUGGAUUUUGAACAACCAUUGAAGGUUGAAGCAAGAGAUGCUGAUCUAAAUGGUACAAAAAACAGCGAAAUAGAAUACGAACUUCUUGGUGAUUUAGCCGAAAAUUUUACCAUCGACUCUACAGGAUUAAUCAGCGUUAAAAACCCCAUAGACUUUGAAAGUUUACAGAACUCCUUUUCCAGUAGCGUGUACUCAGUAUUUUUAACAGUGCGAGCCCGAGAUUGGGGAACCCCCAGUUUGUUCAGUGACGUGCCAUUAUUGAUCUACGUAGAAGAUGUCAACGAUAAUACUCCGGUGUUUGAGAACACUUUUUACAAUAAAUCAGUGGCGGAAAGUUCUCCCAGUGGGACUUCAUUGCUUCAGGUGAAGGCCUACGACUUCGACGGAUCUUUCCCCAACAACCAAAUCGUCUACAGAAUUCAGCACGGUGCUGCAGAUAAGUUUACCAUAGAAACCGAAACUGGAAUCGUCAGAGUAGCCAGAGGAGCUUCAUUGGACCCAGAUCUGACACAACCGAGAAAAAUGGUUUACCCUUUGAAGGUUCUUGCUAUAGAUGGAGCGCCAGGGGAUGCCCAGUUGCAAGCAUUAGCUGAAGUAGUUAUUAACAUUAUAGAUGUUAAUAAUAAGGCACCAGUGUUUGAUGAUCCAGGAAAUAUAGCUGUAUUUGAGAACACACCAGUAGGAAAAAUUAUUGCUAACUUAUCUGCUAAUGAUCCAGAUUCAACAGCAACGCUGGUCUACAAAAUAGACGACUCUGCCUGCCAAGCAAUGAAUGAAAGAAGGGUUCUGCUAAAAACACAAGAGUAUGACUGUUCUGGAGCCUUUCAUCUAGAACCAAGAACAGGAGUAUUGUCCAUAGCUAAAACAUUAGAUCGGGAAAUUGUUGAGCAAUUUCAGUUGGGACUAACUGUCGAAGAUAUCAAUUCAGAAACAGGACCACAAGUGGCACAUGCAAAAAUUGUAAUCGACAUCCUAGAUGUGAAUGACAAUUCACCGAAAUUUAGAAAAUCCUUAUACAAAUUUAGUAUUGCUGAAAACAGCAAGCAUGGGACAGCUAUUGGAAGUGUUACCGCCGAUGAUAUCGACAAGAAUAAGACUAUAACUUACUCUUUGGAAGGACCAGUGGAGUUAACAAGUCUCGUCCAUUUAAAUCCAGAUGAUGGUAAUAUUGUAGUGGCUAACAAAAUCGAUCAUGAAAUACAUCAGUGGAUGAAUCUGACAGUAAAAGCAACGGACAGCGGCUAUCCACCACGAUCAAGCAGAGUGGAGGUCUUCAUUCAGAUCCUCGACGAGAACGACAAUAAUCCUUCUUUUCUACCUGAACCAUCAGCUCUAAUCAUCCCUGAAGACAUCCACGUAGGAACAGAAAUCGCUAGGGUGAAAGCUGCUGAUGCAGACUCCGGAGAAUAUGGAAAGAUAACUUACCUACUAGACAGAUUGUCCUCCCAAGGAAAAUUCACCCUAGACGGAGACACCGGUAUAUUGAAAGUGUCUGAUAAGCUCGAUAGAGAAGAGAAGCCUAAUUUUUUGUUAAUCAUAGAAGGCUGGGAUAAUUAUCAGUAUGGAUUCAAUAGUGGAGAGAGCAGAAACGCUUUUAAACAUAUUAAUAUAACAAUUGAAGAUGUAAAUGACAACGUUCCUGUACUUCACGUCCCUCCUUACUGCAUCAAUAUAACAGAAUUUCACGAACCAGGUCAACCUGUAACAACAAUUCAUGCAUCAGAUGCUGAUGAUCCAGAAACUUCCAAUGGACAGGUAAUCAUCGACAUAGCAGACGGUAACCAGCAUAACCUUUUUGAGCUACAACCCAUAAACGAAUGGUCUGUGGACAUACGAACGACAACCUCUUUGAGGGGAAGGCACGGGAACUAUACUCUAGUGAUGAGAGCCCAGGAUCUCGGAAUACCUAGUCUUUUAGUAGAAGACACGCUUAGAAUAUGUGUAGCAGAUUACAACGAUCACCCGCCAAUUUUCAUCAGUCCUCCACCAAACUCCACAUUGAAGGUGCCAGAGAAUGCAACAGUUGGCAGUGCUUUGAUUCAAAUUCUAGCAUCAGACGAAGAUGUGGGACAGAAUGGGGCAGUUCGUUAUAGAUUGAAAACGGAUCCAGCAGGACACUGGAAAUUUUUUGAAUUACAACCAAUAUCUGGCAUACUGGAACUUCGGUUACCAUUGGAUAGGAAGAAACAGAAGAUAUAUGACAUUCGAAUCGAAGCUUAUGACUUAGGUGUUCCAACGCCAUUAAGUUCUGAAUUGGACCUUACUGUAUACGUGAGCGAUAUGAAUAACUAUCAACCUCAGUUUAUGGUGGAUGAAUACUAUGUAAAUUUCACAGAAAAUGUUGGACCAGAGAUGGAAAUUAAGAAACUACCAGAUACAAUAGACAGAGACGAGUUCGAGUACGAGGGUCCUUCUGGACCAGUUUGCUAUUACAUAAUCGGAGGGAACGAGAACAACCUUUUCCAUGUCAAUCCCAUAGAUCACACACUAAUGAUUACUGCCCCUUUAGAUAGAGAAUACCAAGACGUUUAUAUCCUUCUAAUAAAGGCCACUGAAGACUGCACUAGAACCCCAAAAAAUCAGAGCUUCUUUGAUUCAGAUGAUGACACCCAACUUAAAGUGAUCGUUCGAGUGUUGGAUGUCAAUGACAAUGCUCCCAAAUUUAUACACAGAGUGUUUACUGGAGGAGUCAGUACUGCUACAAGCUUUGGAACUAAAUUUAUGUACGUACUAGCAGAAGAUUUAGACGAAGGUAAAAACGCUCUCAUUACGUAUUACUUGGUGGGAAAGACUCAAAUGACUUUAACGGAAGGAUUGGACAAUUUGGAAAGACCUCCGUUUUUGGUAGAAAAAGAAACUGGUGCUGUACAAUUGAACUUUGAUCCUCAAAGGGGGAUGAAAGGAUAUUUCGAUUUCAUGGUUCUUGCAAAUGAUACUGGAGGUCUCAUUGAUACCGCUCGCGUUUUCAUUUAUCUACUCCGAGAAGAUCAGAGAGUACGUUUUGUCCUCCGCCAACAUCCUCCAGAAUUAAGGAACAGGAUAGAAAUGUUUAGAGAAAUGUUAGGUAACGUUACUGGAGCUAUAGUUAACGUAGAUGAAUUCAGAGUUCACGCCAACCAAGAUGGUACCAUCGACAAAACCAGAACGGAUCUAUACCUCCAUCUAGUAGACAAAAAGGACAACUCAAUACUGGAAGUAGACGAAGUCUUAAAAUUAGUAGAUCAGAACACAGAAAAACUGGACCAUCUAUUCAAAGAUUUCAACGUCCUAGAUACUCAACCUGGUGGUACCUUAGCUCUGAAGUCACAGCUGCAGAGCGCGGGUACUACAUUCUGGCUGUCUGUCUCCUGUUUGUUUCUGGUGCUUCUCUUGAUGCUAUGUUUGGCUUUGUGUAUUAACCAGAGACAAAUGUACCAUAGGAAAUUGAAAGCAGCCACAGCAACUGCUUAUGUUAGCGCAGACAACGAUAUUGAUGGACGUGGACUGGGUGGUAUUCUCAGUGGACGAGUACCUAACACUAACAAGCACAGUCUGGAAGGUAGCAAUCCAAUCUGGUUAAAGGCUUACGAAAAUGAAUGGUUCAAGAAUAUGGACGACAUCAGCCAAUCAGAGCAUGAUUCCUUGGACGAAAACGUCAUCAGCUACGAAGAUUCGCUACCAACGACAGAUCAGACGCAAGAAACCCAGGAACGAACCCAGAACAUAUACCAAACACUGCCGGUACCUGCUGUGAGAAAAUUGGAGACUACAGAGUUAUGAUUUAAGAUGAACAUCAACAGGGUUUCCCCUCUAUCUGAUAUCUCGGAAGAAUCACUUUAAUUGGAGAGAUUAAAAGAUUGCAAAUAGAUCAAAAUGCUUGUGCAUCUAUAUGUAUAUUUUUAUAAAAGACCAUAACCAUAAUUGUGAAUAUUAUUUUCUAUAUUGAAAAAAUUAGGAAUGUAAUAAUUAGAAAUUAGGUCCCUAAUGUAAUUGUCUUCAAUUUAGAUUUUUGUAAAAAUUGUUUGACUGAU